Messenger RNA from Protopolystoma xenopodis, 874 nucleotides. The record is from the annotation of a GenBank genome assembly. Lineage: Eukaryota; Metazoa; Platyhelminthes; Monogenea; Polystomatidea; Polystomatidae.
CUUUGAUCUUAUAUCACCGAAGAGGAGAAGUAACACGACUUGCUCAGCUCCAGCUGCCUUAUCGCCUUUGACGCCCAACUUGAACAUUCGCGAUACCAACCACUCCAAUUCAACUGUCGCUGAAGGCCAGCUUUCUUGCCAAUCCGACGGCCUAGCUUCAUUCCCCACAAUAACUUCAGCUGAGACUUCCCUAAAGCAGAAGCCUAAAACUCCUGGACCACCCAAUUCUUGUGUUCCUGACCCAAUUGAACCACUAUUUGCUUCACCGUAUCCUCUCUGUCCACCAUGGACCGGAACUCCAGUUCUUCAACUUGCGAGCCUUCGUAGAGCCGCUCAACGCCAGCUGGCAGACGCCCAGAGCUUUUGGCUUUUCCGGACAGCACUGGCCAGCCACUUAGGCUUACUCGGUCUUGUGGAGCAGGUCUUUCACCUUUCUGGUCUUCCAGCAGACGCCCUGUUGCUUGAUUGGCGCACUGGGCGUGCUGAAGGCCGCGGACAAACCUUCCAACUUGCACCACCAUUUCCUCCACUCGCUGUUAUAUCGGCUCAUUCUCGUCAAUCCCCUUCAUUGCCUGCAACCGGUGGCACUACUUGGGACACUUUCAGUGGUAGCGGCCCUUCCGUCAGCUCUGAUGCUUCUGGAUUAGAGCAACAGAGGCGUGAGAGCCAUUGCCUUGCUCCUCAAGCACACAGGUCAAUUAAGUCAGAUGUCUCAAGUCUUACCGCCUCAGAUACGAACCAGGCUCAUAAUGUUAUCUCAUCAGCCGUCGAUCACGGAGACAAAGCAUCCUCCAAACGUGGCUCAACAUUUAUUUGGGUCGGACCACUUGGUAUGGCGACUGGAGGUCUUGAGAUGCCCUGUUCGCACACAAAU